AUGGAAUCUGAUAAAUAUUAUAUUGUCGAUUGUAGUAAAAAAGAUACUUCAUUGUUUGAUCAACUACGACAAGAAUUGAUUACAAAUGGUUAUGUGAAAGUCAAAUGUGAAAAUCUAUUAAAUGGAGACUAUAACAAAGCCUGUCUUGAUGUAAUUACCAAUUUAGGAGGAAUUUGUUGUCCAUAUGAUGAUGAUCCAACAUCAUUAAUUUGGCCUGUUAAAGUACUUGAACUUGAUACACCAGGAUCAAAAUUACAAGCAUCUCAACUUGAUCGAGAACUUGUAUUACAUACCGAUUGUUCAUAUGAACAUGAUGCACCACAUUUUGUUGCUUUAUAUGCUGUUCAAUGUGAUAGAACUGAAAAUGGAGGCAAGUUUCACAUGAUUCCUACUCAAGAAAUCAUUGAUAAAUUAUCAUCAGAAACAAAACAUGUGUUACGUGAUGGAAUGUAUAAAAUCAAUGUUCCACCAGAUUUUCGAAAAGGUGAUAUUGAUUAUAUUUAUGGUCCUAUUUUAUUCAAUGAUGGUAAAAAUAUUCGAUACAGACGAGAUAUUAUUGACAAAAAUCGAUUGAAAGAAGAGUCAACAGAAAAACAAGCAGCCCUUGGUGAACUAAAUUCAAUUAUUUUAGCUGAAGAUCAAUUAAAUCUUUUUAGGCCAAAGCUUGAAAAUAAUAUGAUGGUAUUAUUCAACAAUCGUAGUUUUCUUCAUGGUCGUACAAAAAUUCUAGAUCAUGAGCGAUAUUUGUUACGUGUUCGUUUCAAUUUAGUUUAA
Messenger RNA from Rotaria sordida, 774 nucleotides. The record is from the annotation of a GenBank genome assembly. NCBI's taxonomy places the organism in Eukaryota, Metazoa, Rotifera, Eurotatoria, Philodinida, Philodinidae.